Molecule: messenger RNA, 971 nt
Organism: Dermatophagoides pteronyssinus (European house dust mite)
Lineage: Eukaryota; Metazoa; Arthropoda; Arachnida; Sarcoptiformes; Pyroglyphidae
Source: RefSeq, a predicted model, not a curated record
UUUAGUAUCUACAUUUAUUAUCUAACACGAUGAUUAUGAUGGCAAUAUCCAAAAUGAUCAGGAUUCCUGUCAUCAUCAUUGUCAUUAUGGCAAUGAUGAUAAUUUCAUUUGAAUGCUUUGAAAUCGAUCAACAACAAUUGCCAUUAUCAUAUGGAUCAACUUUUUCGCAUGGAGAUAAAAUGCCUGAUAUUCCUGUCAACCAAUUGUUGAUUGUUGGAAUUCCUGAUUCAAUCAAACCAUUAUUGAUGUCUCCGCAGCCGCCACCACCACCACCAACACUGACUUUAUCAUCAUUGGCUCAAUUAUUCGGACCACAAGCAUUGAUGUUACAAAUGGAUAAAGAUAUUGAACAUCAAAAUAUGGACAACAGUUAUCCAACAUCGAAUAUGAUUGAUCAUUCAUCAUCAAUACAACCAACAUUGUCAACUAGUUCGUUAGUACAAGAAAUCGAUCAGGAUGAUGAAAAGAAAAUUUCCCCGAAAAUUGAUCAAUUGGAAAAAUUUUCGCCAAAAUUUCAAGGUUUUGUUGCGGAAAUGAAAAUUCGAUGGAAAAUUCGUCCAAUCGAUUCUGGAGAUGAUGAUAAUGAUCGAGAUCAUUAUAAUAAGCAACGUUUUCGACGUUAUCGUCGUCGUAAUCGUCAUCAUCAUCACUACCAUCAUCAUGAUGAUAAUGAUACUUUUGAACCAGAUGAAUUGAUGAUCAAAAAACGUACAAAACGACAAUCAAUUACCGAUAUUGGAGAAAUAUUUAAUAAUAUGUUUCGUCAGGCUAAAACAACCGCUACGAAUGGUAUGGCAAAAAUGCAGAGAACAAUACAGACAAAUUCUAGACGAUUAUUUGGUAACGUUUUAAAUAACAAUAAUACGAAUAGAAUCGGUGAAAGUAUGGGUCUAUCGAAAUUAUGGUCAAGAAUUUUCAACAUUUAUGAUCAGAAUAUUAACAACCGAUUAAGAACUGUUCACAAUAAAUGA